Molecule: messenger RNA, 3451 nt
Organism: Ceraceosorus guamensis
Lineage: Eukaryota; Fungi; Basidiomycota; Exobasidiomycetes; Ceraceosorales; Ceraceosoraceae
Exons: 4
Coding region: 442-3369 (975 amino acids)
Biological process (GO): long-chain fatty acid biosynthetic process
Cellular component (GO): fatty acid synthase complex
Molecular function (GO): fatty acid synthase activity; enoyl-[acyl-carrier-protein] reductase (NADH) activity
Source: RefSeq, a predicted model, not a curated record
GGCGAGGCGACUCCAGGACAGUCUCCAGUCAGGUGCGGGAGUCUGAGUGUUGGAGAGUGGGUAGGGGCGGAGCGGACCCGCCCCUACAAAGAGUCGUGUUCAAGGUGCGAUUCAAAGUUACGAGGGGCACCGACGUGUCAACGCUUUAGAUUCGGCCCAAGCUUGCCGGCUUGUGGAAGUCUCAGGCACAGCCGAAAGGUAUCUUCAGUCACGACUCAAGAGAUUGAGGACGGUCUGAACUCAAGUCAUGAACGGAAGUCUCCUGUUUCCUGCGACCCCUCCUCUCACACCACCUUCACGACAACCACAGCGCCCUUUCUUCUUGACCGUGUCAUCACACGUUUCGUGCAGUGUACACCAAGCUCUCACACUGUUCGUGCUGAACUGGGCCACAAUAGAGAACCCUACAGCUAAGGCUUGUUCAGCCUUACCGUUGGCGAGAUGCCCACCAGUGACUUCUUUCCGGGCAGUCCCGUCAGAUCUGACGAGGACUACGUAGACAUUUCGGGCUCACCGCUCUUGAUCUCAGGACAAUUGUCAGAAGGAACGCUGCGACCGAUUCAGCUGAGCACGCGCAUCUCGCAAGUGCGAGUUCCAGUCCCAACUCAGCCUUACGAAGCAUGGAUCACAGCCAUCGUAGUGAGAGAUGACUUUCAUCGAGCACUUGCAGCCUCUGGAAAAGAUGGUUCGGAAGAGGCGAGCAAGCCUGCAGCGGUCGACGAAGACGAAGACGAGGAUGAAGGCGCAGCGAAGCGGCGAUCAGACAAGCUCAAAGCGCAGCAGCUGGAAGCUCGGAUCGCCUUGGCAGCGCGCUUCCUCGGCUUCCUUGCAGCAAAGCUCAACGAAACGCAGCGGAGCGGCCGCAUUGCGUCUGCAGCUGAUCAGCGCAGGCACAGCGUUGCCUCGCGCGAGAGCAGUCGAAGCACCAGUCCCAGCCAAAAGCCUGGGGCAAUGACUCACGAGUCGAACAUUCUUCAAUGCGCUUGGGCGGCAUUCAACCAGCAAUUCUUGGUCAGGCAACUCACUGACCUGCACAAAGUCACCGCCAACUUCGAUUCUGAUUUGCGCACCGAGGUACUAAGGUCAUAUUACGAUGCUCUGGUCGUCUUGGAGCGAGCGGCUGGAUCGGGAGAAGGCGCGGUGCAGAAGCCUGCCCUCCAGACGCCCCUCUUGCUGAGCCUUGCAGCCAAGAAGCAAGCUGGCAUUUUUGCAAUCUUUGGUGGACAAGGAAACAAUGAAGUCUACUUUGACGAACUUCAAGAGCUCUUCAACACGUAUAGACCUUUGGUGGCGCCCCUCCUGCAGGCUGCAACAGAGCGACUUGAGGCUCUAGUUGAGGAGGCGACACUCAAUGGCUUCGAAAGCUACUACGUGCACCAAGCGGAUGUAUUUGGAUGGCUUACUGGUCGCACUGCGAAACCGCCCGCCAGCUAUCUCGCCAGCAUUCCUUUGAGCUUGCCGUUGAUCGGUCUUACACAACUCACUCAGUUCUUGGUGUCAUGCAGAGCCAGUGGUCUGACCCCAGGACAGUUCCGCGACCGCGUGCUAGGCGCCACAGGCCACAGCCAAGGCAUCGUUGCUGCGCUCGUUCUUGCAACUUCAGAUGACGAGCCCUCUUUCAUUGAGAACUGUGUCAAGGCACUCGGCCUCUUGUUCCACAUUGGCAAGCGCGGACAGGAAAGCUUCCCUGCUUUGUCAUUGGACGCCGCCUUGGUCGCAGACUCCGUCGAAGGAGGGGAAGGAGAGCCGACGCCAAUGCUGUCUGUUCAAGGUCUCGCUAUUCGAGCGCUCGAGGGAGCCGUCGCAGCCGUCAACAAGCAUAUCCAGGAUGCAGCACACAGGAUCGACGUGUCUCUCUUCAACGGACCUUCGUCCUUUGUCGUGACUGGCCCGCCUCGUUCCCUCUUUGGCCUCGUAGGGCAUCUGCGCUCGAAGAGAGCCGAUCCAAACGCCGACCAAAGCAAGCUUCCGUGGAGCAAGCGGAAGCCUGUAUUCCACAUGCGCUUCUUGCCGGUAGGCGUGCCAUAUCACUCAUCACAUCUCCUCGGCGCUACAGAGAAGGUGGCGUCCAUCGACUACCAGGAAGCUUGCAUAUGGCGACCGAGAGACCUCAAGACGGUCGUGCGCAACACCUAUGAUGGAUCAGACAUGAGCGCUUACGCAGAAGAUACUAGCCUCCUGCGAUCCAUCUGCGACCAAAUUUUCACCCAUCACAUCCACUGGACCAAGGCCUGCGACGUUCCACCCUCCACUACGCACUGCGUCGACUUUGGCACAGGAGGCUUGUCAGGCAUUGGAGGUCUGACCUUGCGGAAUUUGGAGGGGCGUGGUGUUCGCGUGGUGACAGUCUCGGGCAGGCAUAGGUACAGUCCAGAGCUGUACGACGUUGCUGCUGUGCAAAGAGAGAGACCGUGGAGCGACUUUGCGCCCAAGCUCGUCAAGACUCCAAAUGGCCUUCAGCUCGACACGCCUCUCUCGCGCAUCCUCGGAAGGCCGCCGAUCACCGUCGGCGGUAUGACACCGACGACGGUGCAGGCGGGCAUCAAUGCUGCUACCGCACAAGCAGGGUACCACAUCGAACUUGCUGGAGGUGGUCACUACAACGCCAAGAUGCUGCGAGACAAGAUCGACACGCUUCAAGACCAGGUCGAUCCCGGGGUGGGGUUCACGCUCAACUCUCUAUACAUCAACCAGCGCCAAUUCAGCGUGCAGUAUCCAGAGUGGCUGGCUAUGCGAAGGGAAGGCUACCCCUUGCAGGGCUUCACAUGCGCGGCAGGCAUCCCCUCCCCAGAGAAGGCAAAAGAGAUGAUCGAAGGUCUGCAAGCGGCCGGCUUGCGUCACAUCACUUUCAAGCCCGGAUCUGUGGACGGUAUCAGGCAAGUCUGCACCAUCGCAGAGAAGAAUCCCACCUUUGGCAUCAUUCUUUGCUGGACAGGUGGACGUGCAGGUGGACAUCACUCACCAGAGGAUAUGCACUCGCCCAUUCUCUCCACGUACGGCCGCAUUCGAGCGCAUUCGAAUCUGGCCUUGGUCGGCGGAUCAGGAUUCGGCUCAGCAGACGACUUCUGGCCUUACCUGACCGGCGAUUGGAGCAAGGAGAAAUUCGGCACCCAGCCCAUGCCCUUCGAUGGUGUCAUGUUCGGCUCGUGGAUCAUGGUAGCCAAGGAAGCUCACACUGCAGACCCUGUCAAGGAAUUGAUUGUCAAAGCGCCAGGAUGCGGAGAUGAAGAGUGGGAGACCACUCACGGCAAGGACGGAAAGAGCGGAAUCAUCUCCGUCGUGAGCGAGCUUGGAGAAAGGAUCCACGUUGUUCAGAACAGGUGUACUGACCUUUGGCGCGAGCUCGACGAGAAACUAUUCUCGCUAUAAUGUGGAUAAAUUUGGCUUGCCAAGACCCCUGCAUGUUCGACUCUGUCACUGACGCGCAAUAGAUGACUUGAUGAUACGAUGA